Molecule: messenger RNA, 501 nt
Organism: Acanthosepion pharaonis
Lineage: Eukaryota; Metazoa; Mollusca; Cephalopoda; Sepiida; Sepiidae
Source: the annotation of a GenBank genome assembly
AUGUUCGCGUUUUCUUCGUCUUUUAUCUUAUUUUGUUUACCUUCUUCUUCUUCUUCUUCUUCUUCUUCUUCUUCUUCUUCUUCUUCUUCUUCUUCUUCUUCUCUUUUUCCCUCUUAUACCUGUAUGUUCACGUUUUCUUCUUAUUUUUUUUUUCUUCUUCUUCUCUUCCUCCUCCUCUUCACCCUUUUUAUUCUUUUUCCUCCUCCUCCUCUUCUUCUUCUUCUUCUACUUCUUCUUCUUCUUCUCCCCCUCUUCUUCUUCUCUUUUUCCCUCUUAUACCUGUAUGUUCGCGUUUUCUUCUUACUUUGUUUUUCUUCUUCUUCUUCUCUUCCUCCUCCUCUUCACCCAUUUUAUUCUUUUUCCUCCUCCUCUUCUUCUUCUUCUUCUUCUUCUUCUUCUCCUCCUCUUCUUCUUCUUCUCUUUUUCCCUCUUAUACCUGUAUGUUCGCGUUUUCUUCUUAUUUUGUUUUUCUUCUUCUUCCUCUCCUCCUCCUCCUUCUGA